GAAACUCCAAACUAUCUCUAUCUCUGCGUCUUAGAAUGCGAUUACAGUUGCCCCUUUCAAUUUGACUUUACCUUAGCUACCGGCAACACUUCCGACAUAGAAUCUCUCACCCGACAUGAUUUGGUGUGGAUAUGUCCUUGUAUCGCAACAGAAGAGUGUGGGCAAGUAGGCCUCAACUAUCACCAAAGUCGUCUCCGCCACUCAAGCCAGAAACUCCUAACAAUGAUCCAAAUCGCCAUAGUCAAAAACCAAGAUCUGCUAUGCGAAAUUCUUCGCAAUUGUGACACCGGAGUAGAGACACUUGGUCUGGCUAGCUGGUAUUCACGGGCCCUAGACACACUUGUGUGGGAGAAUAGAACUGGGAAGAUUCUUGAUAUCUACUGGGAGUUCAGUUUUGAUGCAUUGGAUGAUGUGGCUGAGAGGUUUACACGUGCCAGUAUCGUGCAAGGAAAGAUCUUGGAGAGACUUGGAAAUGAGUUUGCAGAUGAUGUGCAAAUCCCGGUGUUUGAUAUGGCGAGAUAUUCAGAGCUGUUUGGACUUUGAUUGGGUGCUUGAGAGUGUGGUAUUACCGAUGCGUUUGUUGGAAGAUAUUAGUCAUUAAGGUACGAAGUUUAUAUUAGAGUAUCUAGAAUUCGAUGAUGUCUGCGGUGGGA
Molecule: messenger RNA, 653 nt
Organism: Botrytis cinerea B05.10
Lineage: Eukaryota; Fungi; Ascomycota; Leotiomycetes; Helotiales; Sclerotiniaceae
Exons: 1
Coding region: 223-543 (106 amino acids)
Source: RefSeq, a predicted model, not a curated record